This is a messenger RNA of Dermochelys coriacea (leatherback sea turtle), 2950 nucleotides long. RefSeq names its product ethanolamine-phosphate phospho-lyase (gene ETNPPL). The transcript has 13 exons. Bases 114 to 1622 code for a protein of 502 amino acids. Gene Ontology annotation, molecular function: ethanolamine-phosphate phospho-lyase activity; transaminase activity; pyridoxal phosphate binding. Lineage: Eukaryota; Metazoa; Chordata; Testudines; Dermochelyidae. The record is from RefSeq and is a predicted model, not a curated record. Gene Ontology annotation, cellular component: mitochondrion.
AGGAGGCAGAGCAGAAGACGGGAUAAAAGGAAGAUGAGACUAACCGGCUCCCCGCCCCAUCACCAGCCUCCAGCGCCGGGCGGCAGGAGAAGAGGCGGGGGAGCCGCGCCGGGAUGAGCGAGCUGUACAGCAAGGCGGAGACCCUGGAGCUGAGGCGAAAGCACAUCGGACCUUCAUGCAAAGUUUUCUUUGCAAAAGACCCUAUCAAGAUAGUGCGUGCUCAGGGGCAGUAUAUGUAUGAUGAGAAUGGAGAAAAAUACCUGGAUUGUAUCAACAACGUCGCACAUGUUGGCCACAGCCAUCCAGAUGUGAUAAAGGCUGCAGUGAAACAAAUGGAACUGCUCAACACCAAUUCCCGAUUCCUGCACGACAACCUUGUCCAGUAUGCUAAGCGCCUCACAACUACCCUGCCAGAGAAACUCUCCGUUUGCUAUUUUGUUAACUCUGGAUCUGAAGCCAAUGACCUCGCCUUACGACUGGCUCGGCAGUAUCACGGACACCAAGAUGUGAUCACCCUUGACCAUGCUUACCAUGGUCAUGUUUCUUCUCUGAUUGACAUUAGUCCAUAUAAAUUUAAUCAGCUGGGGAAGGAGGGCAAAAAAGAGUUUGUGCAUGUGGCUCAUUCUCCAGAUAUCUACAGAGGAAAAUACAGGGAAGAUCAUCCAGAUCCAGCAAGUGCUUAUGCAGAUGAUGUGAAAAAGAUUAUUGAAGAAGCUGAGAAGAGUGGGCGCAAGAUUGCGGCCUUUAUUGCUGAAUCCAUGCAGAGUUGCGGAGGCCAAAUAAUUCCACCUGCAGGCUACUUCCAGAAAGUGGCAGAAUAUGUGCAUAACGCAGGUGGCGUAUUCAUAGCUGAUGAAGUCCAGGUUGGUUUUGGUCGAGUUGGGAAACAUUUUUGGGGGUUCCAGUUGCAAGGCAAAGACUUCAUACCUGACAUUGUCACCAUGGGAAAGCCAAUUGGCAAUGGCCAUCCAAUAUCUUGUGUGGUUACAACAAGAGAGAUUGCUGAAGCCUUCGGUGCCUCUGGAUUGGAGUAUUUCAACACGUUUGGAGGCAAUCCAGUGUCCUGUGCUAUUGGCCUGGCUGUGCUUGAUGUAAUUGAAAAAGAUGAUCUCCAAGGAAAUGCCAUACGAGUAGGGAAUUAUCUAACAGAGCUGCUGAACAAACAAAAGGAAAAACAUCCUUUAAUAGGAGAUGUAAGGGGUAUUGGCUUGUUUGUUGGAGUAGAUCUGGUGAAGGAUCAACUGACAAGAACACCUGCCACAGCUGAAGCCCAGCAUAUUAUCUAUAAACUGAAAGAACAGCGGAUCCUCCUGAGUGCGGAUGGACCCCAUAGAAACAUUCUGAAAUUUAAACCACCCAUGUGCUUCACUAUGGAAGAUGCAAAGCUUGUAGUGGACCAGAUUGAUGAACUUCUCACAGCUUUGGAAGAAGCAACUGGAGCCAGGACAGGAAAUGGAAGAUCUACAACUGCACAACAUAAAAGAAAAAUGACUAAUGAAGGGAAUUCCCAGUCAGACUGUAUUAGUGAAAGCAUCAACCAUAUCAACAGUACUGCCUGCAGACAAAAAAAUGGCUUGUACACUGAUAACCGUACAGUGCCUUGUAAAAGGAUCAGAACAUGAAAGGAGAUGAUUUCUUUAGAUCAGUGUAUUUAAAAAAAACAAAAAAAGGAUGAGUGGAUGUGUGCAAGUAUCAUACUGAUUAUUCAGGGUCCAAUCCUGCCUUCAUACAUGAGCAAGACUCCAUGUAGCUUUAUUGGUAGUUUAAAAUACAUUUUCACCCAUAUAAGGACUGCAGGGUCAGCCCUUGAACUUAACCAGAUAGGGGUGUGCUAAAUAAAGUUCUGAUUUUUAACCCUCUUGGGUCAUGAUAUUUAGGCCUGGUAUAAGUGGAUGCAUCUCCCCUGAAAUUCAUGGAGUUGCUUCUGCUUAUGUAAGGUCAGAAUUUGGCCCAUUGUGCUUAAUAACCAUGGAACCACAGCACCAAUCCUAUUAAAUCCUUGUUUGUGAUGCAUUACACCUUUUAAUGUAUUUGAAAUUUCAGUAUGCAGUAUUGAGAUGUUAAUUACUUUCCAUGUUUUAAUGGCUCAGUUUACAACACAAAGCUUUCCAUGCACAACAAAUGCAGGAAGAUUUUAAAAAUCAAUUACGUUAACCUCAGGCUAGCAUGAAAAUGAGAUUUCCAGGGGUAACCCCAAUUUUAAUUCUUAUGAUUUUAGACAUUUUUAAUUGCUGUACUAGCUUCAUACAAAAUCAGGUCUGAUCCUUUGAAGUGCUGAAUGCCAUCAAUUCCCAUGAAAGAUAGUCAACAAACCUUGAGGGUGCUCUGCACCUGGCAGGAUUGGGACCUCAAACAUAUAACAUUUGUUACUUUACUAAAAGGGUAGGUCCACAGAAUAGAGCGUGAGACACAGAACAAACUAACACAAGGAUCAGAGAGUAUUCUUACUCCAGCUUCCCAGAUGGGUUUGGGUGGGAGCAGAAUCCAGAGGAGCUUAGAUUUUCCCCUCACUCACCCCAGCUUAAGCACUUUGGACUUGUUUUUCUUCCUCUAACAGUAACAUGGACCUUGCGUUGCAUGGUGUGAGUGUUAAAGUUGGAUCAGGGCUUUCAAGUGCCACAAUUUUAAUGUAUGCACAAGUAGGCUUUAUGGAACUAAUUGAGGGCUUUUAAAAAUGAGAUUUACUUUAACAAAGACAAUAUGGCUUUAUAAUUUUUAUUUACUAAAUCUUGCUGCUUUACACUUGUUGUAAAUGACUUUUCAUUAAUUGCAUAUGAUGAUUGAAAACUAAGAGGUUCUGCUAUUUCUAGUCAGUCUUAUCUAGUUUUAUACCUUCAAUCAUUACGUUAUAUUGGUAUUUUCUGUAUGAACUCUUCUGGUAGCAUCAAGCCAGCUCAUUAACUGUUCAGCGAUCCUUGGUUAUUUCAAAAAUUAAAGUUAUUUGUAAACA